This is a messenger RNA of Tricharina praecox, 366 nucleotides long. RefSeq lists its product as uncharacterized. The transcript has 3 exons. NCBI's taxonomy places the organism in Eukaryota, Fungi, Ascomycota, Pezizomycetes, Pezizales, Pyronemataceae. The record is from RefSeq and is a predicted model, not a curated record. The annotation marks the transcript as partial.
CAUGUGGUGCAGGUGGGGCGCCGCGGCGAUUCGCUCGCACUUCGAUUCACGCCGGAAGAUACCACCGCCGACGUCGGGGAUAUGGUUCAAUUCCAAUUCUACCCGUUGAAUCACUCGGUUGCCGAAGCAACGUUCGAUAAACCGUGUGUCCCCGCCACUGACGACACCUCAGCACUCGGCAAUGCGUUCUGGUCUGGCUUCCAUCCGCUGCCGACGGACACAGAGAUCCUCGAUACGUUCACCGUCAACAUCACCUCCAUCGCCCCAAUCUUUUACUAUUGCUCGCAGGGCCGCCACUGCAUGCAGGGCUUCGUCGGCACCAUCAACGCCGGACCCGACCAGCUCGCUGCCUUCAAGGCUGCCGCC